Haliotis rubra (blacklip abalone) is the source of this 1792-nucleotide messenger RNA. RefSeq names its product nephrin-like. The record is from RefSeq and is a predicted model, not a curated record. Bases 172 to 1788 code for a protein of 538 amino acids. Gene Ontology annotation, molecular function: protein binding. Lineage: Eukaryota; Metazoa; Mollusca; Gastropoda; Lepetellida; Haliotidae. The transcript is spliced from 7 exons.
CCACACUUUACACAGACAGUUUCAUAGUACAGCUAGGACUGAUUCCACCUGGAUUACAUUCUUCAUGAGUGAUAGACUGGAUCAGGAUAGACCUGACCAGUCAUAGACUUGACCAGUCAGAUUUGACCAGUCAUAGAUUUGAUCAGUGAUACUUGACCAGGCACAUUGCAGAUGAAGGUCAUGACACGCACGGUUCUUCUACAAGUGCUGCUUUUUGUGACUUGUUUGAGAUUCUUGGUCCGUUGCGGAAGCAUUACCCUGGACACGUCAGCUAAUGACGUCUUCCUUGGACAUCCGGUCACCUUCACCUGUCGUGUCAGUGAUGCAGACAUGGGUUUGGUUACCUUCAUGAUGCAGGAAGGAGGGACGUAUGCAGUUGUCUGCCGGUUGAUGGCAACUACAGGGAACAUCGUGGGCACGCCCACCUACCCGUGUUCACGUGUUGAGGAACAACAACACGUGUUCUCUCUGACCAUCGGGAGUACUUCGCUGAAACACGGAACAGCAUGGAUGUGUCAGGCCGAGGGGAUGAAGAGCAGCAUAGUGCAUCUGGACAUACAAUAUAUCCAGUAUUUUGGUGUCACCUCUGGCAGCAGAAGCGUGACGGUGACGGAACACGACAACGUGACAAUGCAGUGCAACACCAACAGUUCUCCUGUUUCCACCAUAGAGAUCUUGGAUGAGACCUCCAGCCUAGGUAGUGGCACUAACAGCAGCACCGUGGAAGCGAGGAUCGAAGACGUUGACUGUCGUCACGCGGGUCCUUACACAUGUUCUGCAAGGAAUUUGAUCGGGCAAGCUGUGGAACGCAACAUAUCUUUACAAGUAAAAUGUUCCCCAAGACCAGAUGAAUCUACAGAAGGCGGACGAGUGUUCAGAUCCGCCCUCAACAGAUCCAUUACUCUGAGCCUUGCCGUCAUAGCGUUCCCGGAACCUACAUUCUCGUGGAACAAGACGUCAGGGGGACAGCCAUUGACCAACACCAAUGUCACAACAGAGGGUUUUCGUGCGACCGGAAGUGCAACCAUUUCUGAUGUUAAGGAAGAGGACUUCCAGAACUACACAGUGACCGUGGCAAACACGGAGGGGACCAGGAUGCUGAACGUAAUGCUGAUUCCUCUCUCUCAGCCAGACACACCAAGGAAUCUGCACGUGUCAUCCAUCACGCCUGGGUCCGUUACGUUAACGUGGGAGAAAGGUUAUAAUGGCGGUGCCAGACAAAGCUUCACGAUACAAUACCGACGAGAUGGCGGACACUGGACCACACAUAACACCAUGCUGAGCGAGGAUGACGACUUGCGACUGGAACUCGGAGAUCUUGAAGCUGAUACCAAGUACACGGUUCGCUUGCUUGCGUUCAACCAACAUGGAUCCAGCGACUACACGUCCAUCAGCGUGACAACGCCACCUCCUCAGCCAGACACACCAAGGAAUCUGCACGUGUCAUCCAUCACGCCUGGGUCCGUAACGUUAACGUGGGAGAAAGGUUCCAGUGGCGGUGCCAACCAAAACUUCACGAUACAAUACCGACGAGAUGGCGGACACUGGACCACACAUAAAACCAUACUGAGCGAGGAUGACGACUUGCGACUGGAACUCGGAGAUCUUGAAGCUGAUACCAAGUACACUGUUCGCUUGCUUGCGUUCAACCAACAUGGAUCAAGCGACUACACGUCCAUCAGCGUGACAACGCCACCUCAUGUUUCAGAUUCCUCGAGCACUGUAGUCGUGGCGAGGGGAACCACAUGUGCAGCUGUCGUCGUAUUCGUCAUCAUCACCACGCUUUAGUCAA